UUAUGUAUUACUGGAAUGUAGGCAAUGAUCACAACAUGGCUACAGGUGGAUUGAAAAGAAAAAACGACUCUGAUAAUGACGUUAAAGCAAAGAAACCAAAUAAUUUUUGGAAAGGAGGGCUUCUCAGUUCCAUGAAUGACCCCGAUCUCCAAGUUUUUUCGGACGAAAAAAUAACUGUCAUCAAAGAUAAAUAUCCAAAAGCAAAGUAUCAUUUCCUUAUUAUGUCAAAAAAGAACAUUCCUAAUUUAAAAAGUCUAAAGAAAGAAGAUAUUGAUUUAUUGAAAUAUAUGGAAGAGAAAGGAAGAGAAUUAGCAAAAAGUUCUGAUGCAGAAAGACAGUUUAGAUAUGGAUACCAUAGUAUACCCAGUAUGAGCCAUUUACAUCUACAUGUGAUAAGUCAAGAUUUUGAUAGCCCUUGCCUGAAGAAUAAGAAACAUUGGAACUCUUUUACUACAGAAUAUUUUGUAGAUUCAAAAGAUAUAAUAAAAACUCUAGAGAAGACUGGAAAGGUAGAACAUGAAUCCUCACACUUUACAUCCCUGCUGAAAUCUGAACUCAGAUGCCAUGUUUGUAAGAAAGAGAUAAAGACAAUACCUGCACUAAAAACCCAUAUACAGCAGCAUAGUUACAAAACAAGAGAUACAUAACAUUAAUUUUCAUGUGGCAUAAUGAAUGAGAUAAUUUGAUACAUGUGCAUUGAAAUUCAUAAUCAUUAUCUAAAAAAAUGAGAGUUCUUUGCAGUAGUAUUACUUUCUUUACACAUGUGCAGAUUAUAGGUGUGGCUGUAUCAAACUUAUGUUAAUAAGAAAUGAAGACAUCAUUUUACAUCAGGACUGUCAGUCAAGCUUGCAUUUGAAUGCACUUUAAGAAAGAAAACACAUUUUGCUAAAUAUCUAUGACCUUUUUUUCUUUGUCAUCUAGAUUUUUCUUACAAAUGAGAAAUAAGUUCUGGACAAUGUUUUAAAAGAAUACCAUAUAUACAAUGAAGGAUAUAUACAUAAAAAAUGUUUAUAUAUUCUUGUACCAUAUUUAUUGAUAUUUGUUUUGUAAAUAAAGAAAAAAAUUAAUGUAACUUGAUUACUAUUCUCAUUGGUAUUUUUUUGCCCCAUACAUUAAGCAAGUAGGACACCAUAAAUUUUGAAAGUCAAUACUAUAUAUGAACCACCUUAUACUAUGAUACCUGCACAUUCUUCCAUCAUAUUGUAUCAGAUAUUCCAGUACCAAUGCCAUGAGACAUGAUUUCAAUACGUUUGUAUCUCUAUCUUCUGUAUAACUUAUAUUAAACAGUUCGUUGAAUUAUUUCUGACCUGAUGUUUUAGUGGAUGUUCUUCUUUGUACAUUUGUUAUUUCAGAGAAGGAACUAUAGAUUGGUUUAACCUG
Mytilus trossulus (common blue mussel) is the source of this 1380-nucleotide messenger RNA. RefSeq names its product aprataxin-like. The transcript has 6 exons. The coding region runs from base 3 to 647 and encodes 214 amino acids. Gene Ontology annotation, cellular component: nucleus. Gene Ontology annotation, biological process: single strand break repair. Gene Ontology annotation, molecular function: single-stranded DNA binding; mismatched DNA binding; double-stranded RNA binding. The record is from RefSeq and is a predicted model, not a curated record. NCBI's taxonomy places the organism in Eukaryota, Metazoa, Mollusca, Bivalvia, Mytilida, Mytilidae.